Centropristis striata (black sea bass) is the source of this 7157-nucleotide messenger RNA. RefSeq names its product plakophilin-3-like. The record is from RefSeq and is a predicted model, not a curated record. Bases 176 to 2515 code for a protein of 779 amino acids. Gene Ontology annotation, biological process: cell-cell junction assembly; cell-cell adhesion. Gene Ontology annotation, cellular component: plasma membrane; cytoplasm; nucleus. NCBI's taxonomy places the organism in Eukaryota, Metazoa, Chordata, Actinopteri, Perciformes, Serranidae. The transcript is spliced from 13 exons. Gene Ontology annotation, molecular function: cadherin binding.
AGUAGGUGGGUUUAGGUUGCCCCCAGCCCAGCUGCAGGUCCCGCCCACACUCAUUCGGGCAGCUGACCGAGCUCCAUUUCGUAGCGGACUCUCAGACGACUGACGGACCCUGUAGGACCUCCUGCCUCCUCACUUUUCUCUCUCUGCCUGGGUGAAGAAGUUUAUUGUGACUGUGAUGAUGAGUGUCGCGGUGGCGGAGGGCUGUUUUCUGUCCGCCCUGCAGCCCAACUCCUCCUGCACCGCUUAUGUGGUUCCGUCGGACGGUCCGUCUCCGGACCCGAUGGCUAAAGCCAGGCGGGUCCGAGAGCAGGUCCGGAUGCGGCUGGCUGAGAAGAAGUCCUCCUCCCUGCCCAGACUGGACGACUCGCUGAUAGGAUCAACAGAAUACAGCUAUCCUGAGGCAAGGACCAUUUCCCACGCUCUUGGUUUCAGUUCCAGAUCCAUGAUACACACACCGACCCGCGUCAUGGCUAUGCCCACAGCACCCCUUCGCUCCUCUGGUUUCUCGUCUCGCUCUGCUGCGGAAUCCAGUUCAAAGAUGAGCCACAAAGGAACCAACAUGGUCCACAGCAGCUUCCAGUCCUCCCAGUCACACAGCAGAAGCAGACGCUCUAAGUCACUGUGCCAAACAGACCAGGAGGCUAUUCCUCUCACUGUGUUGGUUCCUCCAGACAACGGCUCCUGCACGAUCCCUGUGCCUCCCCCAGGCACCCUAAGGCGCAGCCUCAGUGGGACACUGGCCCAGGGAAGAGGCCACUGGCAGGAGGAGGAGCUGCCGUGUCAGUACACCUACAAAGGCCCCUCCCACCGCACCAUCAGCCGCAUCACCAACCGACAGCAGCACUUCCAGCAGCAGAGCUCUGGCUUAGGGCAGGAGGGCUGGGUGGGGACUGGCAGAGGGGUCCCUAUGGCAGGGGACGGUUGGGGGACACAGUGGCAGCAGCAUGUGUCCAGGACCAACCAUGGCAUGAGCUCAGGGCAGUACCAAGCCUCCCUCCACCGGGCUGCCUCACUCCGCAGUUUGAGGAGUGUCGGGAAAGGAGUGGAUAUCUUGGAUGGAGCUUCCAUACACAGCAAUGACCCACUGGAAGAUGUUCGGGGCCUGGACAUGGCUACAGCUGUCAGAUAUCUUUCUGAGUCAGACGCUGCGUUGCAAGUUCUGGGAGCUGCAUACAUACAACACCAGUGUUACCACAGCAAUGAUGCCAAAAUCCAGGUCCGUGCUCUGCAUGGCGUUCCAGCUCUAGUUCAGCUUUUCUCAAGUGAAAACCAAGAAGUGCAGCGUUACGCCACUGGUGCCACACGGAACCUCAUCUAUGAGAACGCUGAGAACAAGGUGGCACUCAUAGAUGCCGGUGGAGUGACGAGUCUCGUCAACAUCCUGAGCAAACCUGACGAGGAGCUCCGAAAGACCAUCACAGGUGUCCUGUGGAAUCUGUCCUCCAGAGACAACCUGAAGGAGAAGCUGUGCAAAGAAGCUUUAUCAGAGCUGACGGAGAAAGUCCUGGUUCCUCUGUGCAACUGCAUCCCGCUCAGCCCAUCUGAGAAAGAAAUCUUCUACAACACCAGUGGCUGCCUCAGAAACUUGAGUUCAGUGAAUGAGAGGACAAGACAGAAGAUGAGAGACAUGCGAGGCCUGGUGGACUCUCUGGUGACCUACAUUCAACAGGAGGACAUAGCAGAUGACAAGGGUUUGGAGAAUUCAUUGUGCGUGAUGAGGAAUCUGUCGUACCAGCUGUACACAGAGCUCCCCCCCUCAGUCCGACUCCGUCUGGAGGGCCAGACGAGAGGCUCUGCCUCCAGGGACAGUGAUGCCAUCGGCUGCUUCACUCUGUAUAACAAAAAGAACAAUGAGCGGAACCAGAAUCUGUCCAUAUUGUCUGAAGUGUCCCGACAACCUAAGGGGGCUGAGUGGCUGUGGCACCCUAAGGUGGUGGUGCUGUACAAGGUUGUCCUGCAGAACAGCGACAGCAGCGCCACCAGUCGCGAGGCUGCUAUAGGAGCCCUGCAAAACAUCACUGCGGGAGACGCCAGGUGGGCCUCAGUGCUGAGCGUCGUGGUGAUAGAGCAGGAGAGGAUGCUGCCCAUCCUGCUGGAUCGGUUAGACACCAGCAGUGACAUGGAGCUGAAGCCUCUGACUGGCCUGCUGAGGAACCUGGCCAGACACGCUACUGACAAAGACAACAUGGCUAAGAACACUGUGAACGUUCUGGUGGCCAAGCUGCCCAGUGAUGGCCUGCAGAAAAUGCCAUCCAGCGAGGUGGUGGUCAACAUCUGUGGAGCCCUAAAUCACCUGGUCACCUGCAGUUCCUUGGCAGCCCGGGACAUCUCGUACUUUAACGGCCUGCCAAAACUGAUGGGCAUCAAGACAUCUCAUGAUAACAGCUCAGGGAGUCUAAAAGCUGCCAGAGCUGCCUCAACUGUCCUCUGCAACAUGUUCCAGUACAACAAACUGCACAAAGACUACAAACUGAAAGGAUUUGCCAGACGAGACUUCACAGACGCCACCAUCUAGGCUGCAGUACGUUACAUGAUUCCUUCUGAGCUUCUGACCUUGGAAUCAAUGUUGGUGUGAGGACACAAUGAGAAGCAACAGCUGGAUUUACUAAACAGAAGAUCUAACUGUGAUGGACCUAAAGCAAGAGAAAUGUGGACUGGAGCCAAUGGAACGAUGAACUUUAAGUUUGUCCUCUUUCAGAUGGCUGUGUGUUUAAUUUGGCUUAGCUUGCAGCAGAUAACCUGAGAUGACAGGAACUUCAAAAAGUCCACACAUACAGUGGACUUCAGCCCCCAAAACUAUCAUAUGCUCUUUGUGUAUUUAGGUUUGACUGAUGUUUUUUGUGGGUUUUUUUACACUGACACUGAUUCAAUUUAUUUCAAACUAAUAUUGCUAAUAGCUGAUAUAUGAGGGACACAUUAGAAACAGAGAAAGAGACAUACAAUAAUGUCUGUUAAUAUUUUAUACAUGGUUAGAGGAAGGCUAGCUGAUAUUAGAAAUAGUUUCUCUUUAGAUACUGGCUCAAGGUAAAGCAGCCAUUCACUUCUUUGGUUCACACUGGAUGGGACAACUAUUGGAUGGGUUGCCCAAUUCCCGGUCUGAAACGUUAUCCCAGAGUCGUUAUCCCAGACUCUGACUUUGGUGAUGAUCAGGAGAAAUAUUUCAUUUGUCAAAGACUUCGGUUUAUGAUGAAAUACUUGUAAAACUGAUGACAUUCCCAUUAAUUAGCAACAUGUUAAACCUUAUCUGCUAAAUAUCAGUGUGUUGGCAUUGUCAUUGUGAGCAUGUCUGCAUGCUGACGUUAGCAUGUAGCUCAAAGCACCAAUGUACCUAAUUACAGCUUCACAGAGUAGCUAGCCUGGUUGCUUUUUAACCAACAAAUACAGAUGUUUUUUUCUCUCAGAUGUAAACUAGUGAUGGUAAAAUGAAGCCUAAUGAAGCUUUAUGAACCAUUAACUUUAUUUUCCUGAGCUCACUAGAUGGCAUUCUCUGUUUAACAAAAGGAUUGAAAGCUCACUGAUUUGCCAUUUCUUGAGCCUUGUCUUUACACUAAGGGCGCCACCUAGUGGGGUCAACAAAGACAGCUAGUGGUAAGGUUCAUGUGUACAUCACUAGUGUUAAACCGACUAAAAGGAACUUUUAACUGGUUAUUAAACACCCUCUAUUUAACACUGAUGCCUCUAUAUAGCCUUAAUACGCAAACAAGACCAUAUGUGAGAAUAGGCGCAUUUCCAUUAGGUACUUUUCCCUCUAGUGAGCCGCUAUGGGUGUGGCUUGGGAGAGAGAAUCCGCCCAAGAUCCGCCCAUGUAAGUGUUGCAGAACUAUUUACGUCACAUUCGAACUCCGUUGGUUAGCCGCUACAAAAGUACCUGUAUAGGAACACAGGGCGAGGGGAACUAACUGGUGGGCAUAGCCAAAACACUCAGCCGAUUACCAAAAAGUACUCAUAAAGCACUCAGUGGAAACACGCCUGAUAUUGGCUGUUUCUUUGUAGUUAUUCUAAUUGCCUGUCCUGCUGCUGCCGGGUGGGAUUGACCGAAAUCAGACAAAAUCAUGCAGGUUUCUCCAGAACCUCUUUUAGCUCAGACUCCAGUGGGGCCUCCAGCAGCGACCAGCCCAGCGUGGAUAAAGUUACAGAUCUGGAUUUGACCUGCAGCGGAGAGCUCUGUGCCAAGCAACAGCAGAGUUUCACCACACUCCCCACCAGCUUCCUGGGAGCCAACACCUCGCUGCUUUAGUCCCAUACCAUUUUUGCUGAGCCUGCUGGAAGGAAGGGAGGCACUUUUGUCCCCGGAGGCAGCUAAACUCAACACAUAAAGCAAGUUCCUUCUAGCUGCCUUACACUUCAAGUUGGGGUCUAGCAAUUUUCCUUAACAGUCCAGAAAGUGAAAAAAAUAGCAGUAAGAGGAGUUUAAUUAUUAAUAAUUAGUUUGAUAAAAGAAUAGCUGAGAAGACAGCAUCAGUGCCACCAUGGCAGUAAAAGAAAGGAGCAUCAACUGCACUUCAACAAACAGUGUUCAGCAUUUGAUCUCAGGAGACCUGCUUAGAAAUACCACUAGCACUACAUGUGGCGUCAAACACAAAUGAACCAAAACAAGACAAUUAGCCUGUCUUCACAAUAUAGUUUUUGUGCUCAUGGUGAGGUGAAUCAUGGCCUUGAAAGAUAUACUGUAUGUGGAGUGGAAAAGGUUCAAAGACUGGAGAAAAUAGUGUGUUAUUUGAGGAAAAACUCAGAUACUCCUUCUCUGCCCUGUAUAAUCAAUCUAGUCAAACAAAAUUUGAUUAAAAGGAGAAGCCUCAUAAUGAUGUCUGCUGUGAGGCCAGUAGGAGCCAACAAGGGGAUUACUCUGAAAGGAUGUGUGGGGGAGACAGUCUAACCUUGAGUCCUGGACUUUUAUCUGCCAGAGGAAACUGCAGACCAGCAGCAGCCUCAGGCAGAUGGAGGAAGGGAGGGGCAUCCAUUCACAGAGGAGAUGUGGACAAUAAUCAUCGAGAAUUGCACCAUGGAGUAUACAGUUGUUCUUAAUGUGUUUCCCUUUUCUUUAUGUUAUAAAUUGUAUCCCUUGUCCUCUAUGUCAGCUAGCUAACUGGUCAUAUGUUGUUGUUGCUCUCUGCUGUCACAAGGUUGUCAUAUAUCACCGUCCCCAGAUAGUGUUGUGUUUACAGCUUGUUACAAACCCCAUAAAGUCACAAGGAAAUCAAUUAAUGCUGCUUUAAAUUGAGUGUGCAAGGAACUAAGAACAUUAUAAUGAUCAUAAUAAAUAUCAGCAUUGUUAAUAAUUGGCUGAUUAAGCUUACUUAUUUUUGUUUACACUGGAGCACUGGAACAUUUUUACACAUUGAUGGAUAGAACUUGUACUUUACUUACAGUAAGUUAUCAUGUACUAUACAUGAUAACUUACUGUAAGUAAAGCACAAGUACCUCCAAACUCAUGGUCCUUUAUACUGAAAUUACUAUACCUUUUACUCCUACAUAUACAUCUGUAGGUUUUUACAAAGAAAACAUGUUCCGUUUAUAAAAAUAAGCUUUGCUGUAGAUUAAUCUGGACUUCACUGUACAUGCUCUGACCUUUCUAUUAGGUCAUCUGCAGUAAGAGGCAGUUUGACAUUAAUGUAAUUCUGCAGUUUUUCAAGGUUUUGACAAAUCUGUAGUGUUAGCAGCAGCAGCAGGCUGGAUAUGAUACACUGUAAGAUGAAGAACAGUUAUCAGUAAGUACUGAUUGUGGAGGUAAGCUGUGGUAGCAGCAACCCAAACUCCCCACAGGGAGCUUCAGAGUUUCAUCCACUUUAAUCACAGGGCUUUCAGAGCAGCCUGUGAAUCUGUCUCUUCAUCCCAACCUCAGAAACCUCGAUCCCAGACUGAGCAUUCCUGACCUCAGUCACACAUACCAGUAAAAACUCCCAAACCUGCUCAUGUCCACAGUCCACUAUGGCACAGACUGAUGCCUAAAGAAUACCAUACAUGCAUGUUUUAAUCUUUAUUGAACAGCUGCAGACUUGGAGGGAAGGGUUAUGAUAUGCAAGUUUUAAUGUAUUUCAGAAUAAGUGUAUAACUUUUUGAAAGUAUAUUUCCAUACAAUAUGGACAGAUGCAGCCCUGCGGUAGACCUGUCCAUGGUGUGCCCCACCUCUCGCCCAAUGUCGGCCGGGAUCGGCUCCAGCCACCGACAGCCCAAGUUUGAAUAUAAGGUCCAGGAUAAUGAAUGAAUGAACGUAUAGAUGCAGAACAGAUGGAUCUUCCCUGCCCUCAUGUGGCAGUCCUACUGACCCUACUGUCAAGGACUUUUUACAUGGUUGUUUUAGGGUUUAUUGUCACAGCAUACAUUUCCUAAAGCUUAUCUAAAGUGUUGGACAGAGUGUGUUGACAUACUGUGAGACAGUUGCGCAAACAUGUUUUUCUAACUUUUGAAUUUGGGAAAUGGUUUGACCUAACUGUACCCUGAGCUGUUACGUCUUCCUCAGAGCUGACAGCUAAGCUUAGCAGUGAUGACUGGAAGGUUGGCUUUUAAUCAUCAGACCAGUUGAGGAAAUAUAUUUGGAGAAGCUGAAAGAGUUGAAAAAAGAAGACUAACUAGCUAACAAAAUUGCAUUGCAACCAACACAUCAACUAAACAUUGUAAAAAGUGUAAUGACACAGAAAGUAAGCGUGUUAGCAGCCUGUUUUGAGUCAUCAAUCUCAGAUAUCUUUGGUCGAGGAAAUGUUAUUUUUACUGAGUCUAAAACAUUCAUGACUUUGUUCAUUCAUUCAGCUGUUUUGCUGCACUGUCUUCAUUUGUAGUGAUCUUGCAUUUGUAAUGUUUGUGAUCUGUCCAAAUUGUUGCAUGAUGUAUUGUUUUUCCUGGCUGCUACCAAAUGUCCACAGGUGGGAUUAUAAAGUUUGACUGGACUUGAUUUAAAUGAACAAAAAUAUAAUUCUUGUGUAUAAAAUUUGAAAUAACGAAAAUAGUCAGAGUCUUAAACCUCUGAAGUCCAGGAUUCGUUUCUGACUCUGUUUAGCAUCUUUCAGUCUGUCCUUACAUCACAUGCAUUGCUCCUUUUUCUCCACACAAACUUGACUAUCAUUUAGAUUUUUCAUUUUAUUUUAAUUAACAAAGUAUAAAGCUGCCAGGAACCCAAAAUACAAACAAAGGACACAGACAGGUGUCUAUGGAAAAGAAAA